AUGGAGAUCGAAGAGAUAGAUCAAGUUAUCCAACAUCAAAAGGACAUUGAAGGUGAGAUCCAGAGGAUCUGGAUAAAUUUUAAAAAGGAUUCUUCUACAAGAUAUUCAAAGCAGUAUUUUGAGACACGUUUGGAAAAUUUGCGUCAGAAAUGGGACGCAUUUGAAGACAACAAUGAUAAUCUGAUCAAGAAUUUGAAGCCUGAUAAUGAAUAUAUCACAAAAAAUUACUAUGGCCAGUUACAACAAAGACGAAAUGAAAUCGAAAAUCGAUUUAAUAAUGAAUUGGAAAUAAUAAGGCAAAUGGAGCAAAAGGAAGCUCAAGUUUCAAGGCAUCAAGUUAUAAGAGGGCAAGAAGAAGCUCGGUCACUAAGAAAUCAAGACAUAAGUAUCAAUGACGAAGUCACCAUCACCGGGCCAUGUGAUAUUACGAACAAACGUUUAGCAAUCUUAAGUACAAGUCUGUUGCAGAUCAAAGAGACAAUAGACUUAACGAAAAACCAAGGAGAUUUCAUUCAACUGGAAUCGAUAUACGAAGAAGUAUAUAUCCAGUUACAAGAAGAACUGAACGUUCGCAGUCAAAAUGUUUCAGAAACUAGAACAACCGUAAGUAACAAUAUCAAACUACCACCGUUGAAUGUACCCAUAUUCAACAGCAGAUUUGAAGAGUGGUGUCCAUUUUGGGAAUUGUUAGUUCAACAAAACCAUAAUCUAGUGGAUGUAGAAAGAAUGCAGUACUUAAAAGGAAGUCUACGGGGAGAAGCCGCCAGACUUAUCAAUCAUUUAACAAUAACAGCGAACAAUUAUACAGCGGCAGUUGAACUACUGAAACAAAGAUACAACAAUCCAGCAAUACUUGUGGACAAUCUUAUCAAUAAGUUAUUGUCGCUCAGAGCUAUAAGAAAUGAGAAUGCACAGGAUUUAAAAACAUUAGUGGAUUCUUCUAGAGAAGUGUUAUAUGGUAUACGUAAUUUAAAUGUGGACACGUCAAGUUGGGAUCCACUAAUUAUACAGAUACUGCUUCCAAAAUUAGAUGGUGAAACCAGAAAAUUAUACCAACAUUCAAGAGGGGCAUCAACACAAAUACCAAAAUUGAGCAGCUUAUACGAGUUUAUCGAGAGCAGAGUUAGAGGAUUGGAGGCAAUUCGAGACACAAAUCGCGAAAAUAAGAAUAAUUUUCGACCAACAGCAGUUAAUACAAAAACGCAUGGCAAACCAACAGUCACAAAUAACAUAAGUAAACAGAGGAUGCCAACAUUGAAGAACACCACAGAGACCGAAGUGACAGCGUCGUACAACAUCCAAAAGGAAAAAACUGUUCUACUAGCAGCAGCAAUGGUAAUUAUAAGGACUAAAAAACAAGUUAAUCCGAUACGAGCGCUUCUUGAUCAAGGAUCACAAUCUUGUAUAAUAACAGAACAAUUAGCAAGAUCAAUCAGAGCACCAUUGACCAAUUAUCAAACUCACGUAAAAGGUAUCAAUGGACAAACAACAAGCGUUAUAGCCAAAUGUUCAUUAGAAAUUCAAUCUAUACAUGAUGAAAAUAAGAGCUGUCAUAUCGAAGCAAUAGUGUUACCAAAAAUCACAUCAAAAAUGCCAAAUGCAGAAUUCACGCCAGGAAAAUGGUCGCAUAUUGAUGGAUUGCAGUUAGCAGAUCCUUGGUAUGCUGAACCAAAGGAAAUACAAUUGUUAAUCGGGUCGGACGUAUUACCAGAAGUGUUUAAAGAAGGAUUAAUUAAAGGACCAGACAACUCUCCAAUGGCUCAAAACAGGACCUUUAGAUGUAGAGCCGACGAGUAUUUAAAACGGUUUUGGGAAUUAGAGGAAAUUCCAAAUGCAGACUUAAGAACAGUAGAAGAAAGGCAUUGUGGGCGACAUUAUGAUUCAACUUGCACCCGCGAUAAAACAGGACGAUACAACGUUAGGUUACCACUGAAAAAUGAUCGAGAAACGUUAGGUAAAUCCAGAAAGAUGGCAUUAAAACGGUUCUUUUCAUUGGAAGAACGAUUUAAGAAGAAUCCAGCACUAAAGCAAGAGUAUGUGAACUUUAGGCGAGAGUAUAUCAAGCUGGGUCACAUGAAGGAAGUUAAUGAAAAACCAAAGACAAAGGUAUAUUAUUUGCCGCAUCAUGCAGUUAUUAAAGAAGACAACACGACAACAAAGUUUCGGGUGGUGUUUGAUGCGUCCGCAAAAACGACAUCAGGACAAUCACUGAACAGUAUUAUGAUGACAGGUCCUACAUUACAAAAGGAUUUAUUCAUUCUAUUAUUGCAGUGGAGAAUGUUUAAAAUAGUUUUUACGGCUGACAUUGAAGAAAUGUAUCGGCAAAUACUGAUUUAUCAUGAUGAUAGAGAUCUUCAACGAAUUUUAUUGAGAAACGAUCAGAAAAAACCAAUAAAAGAAUACAAAUUGAACACGAUUACAUAUGGUACUGCAUCAGCACCAUAUCUUGCCAUCAAGACGUUGUUAAAAUUAGCAGAAGACGAGAGAACUAAUUAUCCUUUGGCAAGUGAAACCUUAAAUGAAAAAUUUUAUGUAGACGAUUGUUUGGGAGGCGCUAAUACGAUUAAAGAGUGUAAACAAGUACAAGAAGAAUUAAUCCAAUUAUUGCGGAAGGGAGGUUUUAAUUUAAGAAAAUGGGCAUCAAACGAACCGGAAAUGUUGGUGAAUAUCCAGAUAAAAGACAUUGAACCAGGCUCAAAAUACACAAAAAGAGCAAUUCUAAGUGAUGCUGGAAAACUAUUCGAUCCAUUUGGUUGGUUGUCACCUGUAACCAUUAAAGCAAAAAUUAUGAUACAAAAAUUGUGGAUGCUAGGAAUUAGUUGGGAUACAGAGAUCCCACCCAAUCUACAGGCACAAUGGGAAGAAUUUAAAUUGAGAUUACCUGCAGUUCAGAAAAUAACCAUGAAAAGAUGGACACAACAUUCAGAGAAUAGUUUAAUCGAGUUACAUGGAUUUGCAGAUGCGUCAGAAGCAGGAUAUGCUGCAGUUGUAUAUACAAAGGUUAUCAAUGCAGAAAAGGUUACAAUAUCCCUAGUAGCAUCAAAAACCAAAGUUGCGCCUAUUAAGCAGGUAUCAUUAGCCCGAUUAGAGUUAUGCGCAGCUGUGCUAUUGAUAAAGUUGAUUAAUUACAUUCAGAAGAAUAACAAGAUUACCUAUAGUAAAGUUAUUGCAUGGUCAGAUUCAAAAAUUGUAUUAAAUUGGCUAAGGCAAUACCCAAAUAGAUGUACUACGUUUGUAGCAAACAGAGUAUCGUAUAUUCAGGAUACGUUUAAAGGGCAAUUUAGAUUUGUUCCAGGAAAAGAUAAUCCAGCAGAUAUUCCAUCAAGGGGAGUAUAUGGUGACAAUCUUAUUUCAAAUAUAUUAUGGUGGCCAAUUUGGACCAUAAAUUGGCUAAUAAAAGAUGAAAGAAAUUGGCCAGAAAAUGACGAAGUAAUAGAUUUGAAUCUUAUUCCGGAAACAAGAAAAACUGCAAUAUGUAACGUCGUGGACGUUACCAAAGAUGAAAAUAUUAUUAAUCGAUUUUCUUCAUUAAACAAACUUCUUCGAGUGACAGCUUAUUGUCUUAGAUUCGUUUAUAAUUGUCAUAAAAAGAAAUCCGUAAGAAAGAUCGACAAUCUGUCGGCAGACGAUAUCGAUGCAGCGGAAAUUGUGUUGGUGAAGCAGGCAGAAAAAUGUUUUUCAGAUGACAUCAGACGGCUUAAUCUUCAGAAACAAUUAAUGAAAAGUAAUAAGUUGUGUUCAUUAAACCCAUUUGUUGACAGUGCAGGAGUACUAAGAGUGGGCAGCAGAUUAAGAAAUGCAGAUUUAUCUGACAACCAAAAGUAUUCAAUCAUUUUACAUACAACGAGUACUUUGGCCAAACUCAUAAUCAAUCAGGAGCAUAUUAAUACGAUUCAUGGAGGAUUAAAACUGACGCUAAACUACGUUCGGGAAAAAUUUUGGAUUAUUCGUGGAACAAUCGCUGUGAAAGCUUGCAUCAAUAAAUGUUUAAAAUGUUUUCGAAUAAAGGCAAAAGGACAAUCUCAAUUAAUGGGAAGUUUACCAACACCAAGAGUAAAUUUCUCGAGGCCAUUCACACACUGCGGCAUAGACUAUGCAGGGCCAUUACACAUUAAAUGCUCGCAAUUCAGGGGAAUUAAAACACAUAAGGCAUAUAUAGCUAUUUUUGUAUGUCUGGCAUCUCAAGGAUUUUUAGCAGCACUCAAACGAAUGAUAAGCAGACGUGGCUCAGUACAUCAUAUUUAUAGCGACAAUGGUACCAAUUUUACAGGUGCAAACAACAUUUUACAGAAGAUUCAAAUAGAGAAUCAUCUAGCUGAAACAGGUAUACGUUGGCAUUUCAUCCCUCCUGGCUCACCUCACUUUGGUGGCCUCUGGGAAUCGGGAGUAAAAUCCAUUAAAUAUCAUCUAGCUAGAAUUAUAGGUGACCAAAAAUUGACAUACGAGGAAUUAAGUACGGUCUUAAUUCAAAUCGAAUGUUGUCUUAAUUCACGGCCACUCUGUCCAUUAACAGACAACAUUGAAGAUCUUAAUGCACUUACACCAGGACAUUUCAUUGUGGGAUCGUCAUUAAUGACUCUUCUACCAAUCACUGAUAGUGUAAAAGAAGGUCAUAUUCCGUCAAACCAGGAGAAGUUCCCAAAAUUAUUUAAAGAAGCAACAUUAAUCAAAGCAGAACCAGACACUCAAAAUAUGUUACCAUUUGGAAACACUAUCAGAAAUAAAGAAGUAGUUUCGACAAAGUCUACUGCAGGAGAUUAG
Messenger RNA from Teleopsis dalmanni, 4761 nucleotides. RefSeq lists its product as uncharacterized. The transcript is spliced from 5 exons. Gene Ontology annotation, molecular function: nucleic acid binding. Lineage: Eukaryota; Metazoa; Arthropoda; Insecta; Diptera; Diopsidae. The coding region runs from base 1 to 4761 and encodes 1586 amino acids. Gene Ontology annotation, biological process: DNA integration. The record is from RefSeq and is a predicted model, not a curated record.